Messenger RNA from Cladophialophora immunda, 1896 nucleotides. RefSeq lists its product as uncharacterized. Lineage: Eukaryota; Fungi; Ascomycota; Eurotiomycetes; Chaetothyriales; Herpotrichiellaceae. The record is from RefSeq and is a predicted model, not a curated record. Gene Ontology annotation, molecular function: zinc ion binding; DNA-binding transcription factor activity, RNA polymerase II-specific; DNA binding. Gene Ontology annotation, biological process: DNA-templated transcription; regulation of DNA-templated transcription. The transcript has 2 exons. Bases 1 to 1896 code for a protein of 631 amino acids.
AUGAAUGGCCCGACCAACAUCACUGGCAAGUCCGAGCCGCGGCGACAGAUGCAUUCGUGCGAUACGUGCCGCCGUCGGAAGAUCAAGUGCGACUCGGUGAACAAGUCUCGUUGCAGUGCGUGUCACAAAUCCGGAGUGGAUUGUAGCUUUACUGUCAAAUGGAGGAGACUGGACAGUCGGCGGUCCGAAAUUUCGAGGACACCGGGGGAAUCCUCUGCAGAUACCCUCCCCGCGCCUCCGCGCUCUGAUGGCUUGGGAGACACCAUCCCAUUCACCGACCUUUCCACAACCCUUGACAGUGGUCGGGAGGAGAGCGAACCGCGCUGCUAUGCCCAAGAUAGUCUCUCCCAGUUCUUCCACAAGAGCGUCUGGUCGUCUGGAUGGGCCGAGUUCGACGACUACGAACGCCUGCGCCUGGCCUACAUCGGGACUCCUGUCUCGAAUUUUGCUCACCUAGUCAAUUUGAACCAGAGAGGACAGCGGUUCUUGACCUACCCGCAUCCUCGCAUUCACCCACAUCUCCCUUGGCAGCCCAACCCUGAAGACUAUCUGAACAGGGCCCCGACCGUAGACAGCAUCCGCCAGCUGAGCUCGUUCCCGGCCAAGGAGAUCCGCGACGAACUAGUCGAGGCCUUUUUCGAAAAGAUUCACCCCUGCUUUCCCGUGUUGGAUGAAGCUGGCUUUCGUAUCCUGUACAAUGAUCCCAACAAUCCCCCACCUUUGAUUGUUUUCCAGGCGGUCUUGCUAGCAGGGGCGCAUGUCUGCGACCACCCCAAGGUAGCCGAUUCGCGACAAACGGUCAAGUCAAUUCUCUACCGUCGAACCAAACUCCUGUUUGAUAUGCGAUACGAGAACAAUAGGCUCUACCUGAUUCAAGCUGCCUUACUUCUCACAUGGUAUCUUGAGGAUGCCGAUUCUGUGAGUCUCAACAGCUAUCACUGGGUAGGAGUAGCGUGCCGGAUAGCAUUUGGCAUUGGACUGCAUCGCAAUCUUCUGAACGACCCAAACACUCCUGAUCGGAUGCCUUUGUCUGACCGGAGGCUAUAUCGACGGGUGUGGUGGGUGCUGUAUCAGGUCGAGAUCAUGUCGGCGCUCGAGCACGGAAGACCGUCGCUGAUUCACUGUGACGAUUUCGACCAGCCUCCAUUGGAGCAGAAUGAUCUGCGUGAAGUCAACGGCCAGAUCAACCAAAAGAUCAAUUUUGAGUAUUGUUCCAAGAACAUUGAGCUGUGCCGUAUGAUACUCGACAUCCUCAGCGCCACGUCUCCUGGGGCUCUCCUUCGAGGCGAAUGUCCAAACCUUGAAUCCCUCAACGCUGGCCUCGUGAAAUGGGCUAUAUCAGUUGCGCCAGGCAACACCUUCCCGAGUCUUCAACUGCAACUCCACUAUCAGACCGUCAUCCUUCAUUUGCACCGGCUCUUCCUCGACGGGGAUGACCGGAUAGCCAUGUCGCCAGAUUCCAGUGAUCAGUGCAACGCCGCAGCACAGGCGAUUUUGUCCAUCUUUGAUGCCAUCAUUCGACUCGGUGUCUUGAAACAGUGCUACUUUCCAUCUGUCAUGGCGCUCAUUGCGGCGGGCGUCAACAUAUCUCGGGUUAUCGAGAAGCUCGUCGACAAAGGCUCGAAAUUGCUCACCUUGAACGCCAUCCGAAACCUGGAGACGGUGGUUCAGACCGCCGAGCUGUUGAAAAAGUCAUGGGCCAACGCUGAGGGUGUCGAGAAACUAUUCCGGAUCUUGGUUGACCGGUACAAGGAUUGUCUGCACGGAGAACAAUACAGUCAAGACGUCCCUGCAACCACCGACUUCUGCAACUUUGAUUGGGAGGCUAUGCUGCUUUUCGAUCCCCAGCCCGGACUGCCAGAUCUAGAAUGGAUGGACGCCGGACCAGACCAUUAG